CCAUCACCAAAUAUGUUUUGUUCCUUUACAUGUUUUCCAGGAAACAAAGCUCUUUUCAGACCAUAGCUUAGUCUCACGUACACAGACUGACACAAAUCAGCCACCUGGCAGCAUCUGACUAAUAAGCAGGAACUGAAGAUGCCAAGAAAAAUGCCCAGUUUCUGUGCAGCUCUGCUCCUAACUCUCCUAACCUCAGCGUACGCAGUACGAGAAACUCUCAACUCCAUCAACGAUGUUAAAAAAUCUGUUCCUCAGCCCACCAACAUCUUAGAGCUACUACACUGGUUUGCCAAUACAGUUAACAUCGACAAUCGUGGUACCAUCCAGGUCACCUUUGACCCAGAUUUCGAUUUUGGUUCUCAUCAUUACGGCAAUUUCGAUAACAUGUUGGAGCGACCUUCUCGGGGGUACAAAUACUACACAUUUGGUAACGUUCAUAAAGACUUAUUAGGAGGGCUCCCCUCUUAUGUAACUAAUGCCAUGUUUGGAACCAUUGGAUGGAACAGAGGUCGGAUCAUUUUUAGUGCCACUGGAGGGAACGGGGUAUGGAAUAUAGAUCAAGUCUACAUCACACAGCAUCAUGGCAUUUCUGCACAAAAUGGCACCAGCUAUAACCCAGCCUACACAUUUGAGAUCACCACCGACCUUUUACGACAAUUCAGAGGACGGUCAAUUUCGGAAAUCCAACAAAGCAUCACAUUAUCCCCGAGAAACAACUUUAGGAAUGCAUCUACUAUUCUAAAAGAUCAAUCCUUCACUAAUUCACUUCAGUCAAGAACAACUGAUCGAACGUUCUACAGCGCUAAUGAGAACAACUACGUACCUCCGCCUCAUUUAAGAACAACUCAUCAAACCUUCUACUCCACUAAUGAGAACAACUACAUACCUCCGCCUCAUUCAAGAACAACUCAUCAAACCUUCUACUCCACUAAUGAGAACAACUACAUACCUCCGCCUCAUUCAAGAACAACUCAUCAAACCUUCUACUCCACUAAUGAGAACAACUACAUACCUCAACCUCAUUCAAGAACAACUGAUGAAGAUGAUUUCUUGGGAAAAUUUUGUAUUGUUUUGGCAAUACUUUUUAUUCUAGCCAUGUUAUUUCUCGGUAAUGCAGUUAAAAAAUAAAAUGUGCAGUCAUGUUCCCACUAGUGUUGCACCGAUACCAGUAUCGGCCGGGGCCCUAAUAAUGCCUUAAAAUGCUGGUAUCUGUAUUGGCGAGUACCAACAAAUAAGGCACCGAUACCAUUUUGAGAGUCAAAAGUUUAUUCAACUAUUGUCACCCAUUCCAGGUAGGUGAUAAAAGGUUCUACUGAAUUCACUUUGUAUUAGCCUUUUUCCUGCUUCACAAAGGUAGGCAGCAGCUUGGCAAAACCAUUAUUUACAAUUAUUUUACAUCCUAGUAGUCUGCAGUUCUUCAUAUACACACAUACAUAAAUUUUAAACAGAUGGUAUCGGCCAAUACUGCACAGACCGGUAUCGGUUUUGGGGCCAAAAAAUGGCAUCGGCGCAACACUAGUUCCCAGACACUGUUCAAGGGAAACAUAUAAAAAUGGUGCUUUUAAAUAGUCUGGGUUAAAACUGUCAAAUUGUGAACAAAAUAUGGGAUGCAUGUAUGUAUGUUUAUGAGUAAAUAUAUUUUCCAUUGUAAAAUGUUAUUUGACUCUAUGAUGUAUUCCUCUGCCUCAUAAUGGAGCAAUAUAUGUCUGACAUUUGAUGCAGACUUGAGUCAUUUUGGGUGGGAUAAACAUUACAAGUAUUAAGAUUGAAAGGGUGCCUGUUGAAAGUUUGUAUUUAUUUGUUUUUACUAUGUUGUAUAUUUAACACUGUUUUGUUAGUGACUUAGGUGCCCCCCCUCCAAUGUA
Cyprinodon variegatus (sheepshead minnow) is the source of this 1865-nucleotide messenger RNA. RefSeq lists its product as uncharacterized. NCBI's taxonomy places the organism in Eukaryota, Metazoa, Chordata, Actinopteri, Cyprinodontiformes, Cyprinodontidae. The transcript has 3 exons. The coding region runs from base 139 to 1128 and encodes 329 amino acids. The record is from RefSeq and is a predicted model, not a curated record.